Dichotomopilus funicola is the source of this 1314-nucleotide messenger RNA. RefSeq lists its product as uncharacterized. NCBI's taxonomy places the organism in Eukaryota, Fungi, Ascomycota, Sordariomycetes, Sordariales, Chaetomiaceae. Bases 1 to 1314 code for a protein of 437 amino acids. The transcript has 5 exons. The record is from RefSeq and is a predicted model, not a curated record.
AUGGGUGAUUCAGACCCGUUCGUCAGUAACGGUACCUGUUGGUACAGGUACAGGAAUCCCUUGAAUGACAAUUUCAUUCCCUGCGGCAAUGUCGCGUUCGGCCAUGUCCACUGCUGCCAGAAAAGCGACGUUUGUCUUGAGCACGGCGCCUGCUACGAUGACGGUACCGGCACGACCUACCUAGCUGGCUGCACCGACCUCAUGUACCUGGAUGCCAGCUGCCCGAACAAAGACUCGCACUACGACCAGCCUUGGGCCGGCCUGAUCUACUGCGAGUUCGACCAUUGGGUGGCAUGCGAGGAAGAAGGCCAUCCGGCGACUGUGAGGCGGGGGGACAAUUGCACUUGUCCUUCUCCCGGCUCCGGAACAAUCGCCUUCACCGAGGGUGUUCCUAUCCCAUCCAUUGCGGUUAUGCCUGCCACCUCUGGAGGAUCGCUUGAGUGGUUUCCCGGCCAUCUCCCCACGGCGACGCUCACAAGCUCAGGCUCGCAUUCCCGAACGACCAGCCAUGCGUCGUCAAAAGUCCCCUCUACGGCUGGCGCCCUUCCAGAGCCGACUUCCACGAGCAACGACACCACCAACGAUGAUACCGGCAUCGGCAUUGGGUCUGCCAUUGGCGUGAUCCUCUUGUUUGGUGCCCUCUCGGCAUUGUGGAUGAUCUUUCGUCGUCGCAGGAAUGCGAAGAACAACGACCAGGAGAUCAACGUCAGCAAUGUUUCUCCCGAUGAAGACAACAUCUUUUCCGGCCCAGAUAUGACCGUUGUGGCGGCCGCUGCGGCCGGCCAGCCGUACCACCAAGGCGACAAAUCGUAUGGUGUGGCGGAGAUGCCGACGCCGGAGGCAUCAUCGCGCCCCGAGCACCCGGAUGUUACCACCGGGCAGUGGGUUUCGGGUCCUGGAUCACAUGGCGAGCCGACCACUCCUUUCAUGGUGGCAAGCUGGUAUGACCCUGCCCAGAGUCAGAAUCACGGCCUCGUCCACAGUCAGAGCCAAGGUCAAGGCUUUGUCCACAACCACAACCGGGGUCAUGGCCUGCCUAUUAGCCCCAGCCAGAGCUUGAGUAUUGCUCAUGAUGGAGCGAAUACCGGCCUUAAUGAUUCACACCGCCCGUCGUUCCAGUCUCACCAGAGCUACAAUCCUUCCGUUGCACAAGGACAGCAGGGUCAUCAAGGACAGCAGGGUCAUCAAGGACAGCAGGGUCAUCAAGGACAGCAGGAUCAUCAGGGACAUAUGGAACAGCAGGGACAGCAGGGACAGCCGGGACAGCCGGCCGUCAACUCAAGCCAAGCCUUUGCGUCGGAGCUGCCGGGUUAA